AUGAAUGAACUAUUUUGCCAGGAUCUUCCCUCAGUCAGAAGAAGAGUAAAAGAGCAGUAUUUACGAAGACACACUACGAAUUUCUCAAAACUUCAAGAAUUCCGGAACUUAACUAUUCAAGAUGCCAGAAGACUAUCGGACUCGGAUGUUUUUCAGAGGCCGGAAGCAAAAGCGUGGCUUGAAGAGUUCGGAUUCAAAAAGGGAUCGUUUAUCGAACGAAAGAAACAGUCAAUAGGUUCCACUUCUUCGGCGUCGUCUUCUGACAGAUGGUCGUUUGAAGAGAUUGACAAAACAGUACUACCAUUGGGUGUUGGAAUCAGAUCUACGUUAGACGGAAAGCAUACAAUCACCCAUGUCCAGCCGGGCUCGCCGGCGCACCUUUCUGGAAUGAAGAAGAAUGAUAAAAUACUAAAAGUCAAUGGUAUUCACACAUCUGAACUGGCGAAUUAUCAAUUAGUGAAGAUGCUGAGUAUGAACUGUGGCGGAAUGCAAAUACACGUUGAGUCUGAUAUUUAA
Oikopleura dioica is the source of this 516-nucleotide messenger RNA. The record is from the annotation of a GenBank genome assembly. NCBI's taxonomy places the organism in Eukaryota, Metazoa, Chordata, Appendicularia, Copelata, Oikopleuridae.